AUGGGUACCGAGUCGGAAUAUACUAAUCAGCACCAAAGUAACAAAAUAUACAAAUGUCAUUGUUAUGACGUAGCUACCUUAGUGACAAGAAAGUUGGUUCCGGGGCUCGGAGAAACAGCGCCCAACUUCCCGACUCCGUGCUGCUGCAGCUGCAGCGUAGCUCUACCACGAAUUAUGGGUACCGAGUCGGAAUAUACUAAUCAGCACCAAAGUAACAAAAUAUACAAAUGUCAUUGUUAUGACGUAGCUACCUUAGUGACAAGAAAGUUGGUUCCGGGGCUCGGAGAAACAGCGCCCAACUUCCCGACUCCGUGCUGCUGCAGCUGCAGCGUAGCUCUAGCACGAAUUAUGGGUACCGAGUCGGAAUAUACUAAUCAGCACCAAAGUAACAAAAUAUACAAAUGUCAUUGUUAUGACGUAGCUACCUUAGUGACAAGAAAGUUGGUUCCGGGGCUCGGAGAAACAGCGCCCAACUUCCCGACUCCGUGCUGCUGCAGCUGCAGCGUAGCUCUACCACGAAUUAUGGGUACCGAGUCGGAAUAUACUAAUCAGCACCAAAGUAACAAAAUAUACAAAUGUCAUUGUUAUGACGUAGCUACCUUAGUGACAAGAAAGUUGGUUCCGGGGCUCGGAGAAACAGCGCCCAACUUCCCGACUCCGUGCUGCUGCAGCUGCAGCGUAGCUCUAGCACGAAUUAUGGGUACCGAGUCGGAAUAUACUAAUCAGCACCAAAGUAACAAAAUAUACAAAUGUCAUUGUUAUGACGUAGCUACCUUAGUGACAAGAAAGUUGGUUCCGGGGCUCGGAGAAACAGCGCCCAACUUCCCGACUCCGUGCUGCUGCAGCUGCAGCGUAGCUCUACCACGAAUUAUGGGUACCGAGUCGGAAUAUACUAAUCAGCACCAAAGUAACAAAAUAUACAAAUGUCAUUGUUAUGACGUAGCUACCUUAGUGACAAGAAAGUUGGUUCCGGGGCUCGGAGAAACAGCGCCCAACUUCCCGACUCCGUGCUGCUGCAGCUGCAGCGUAGCUCUACCACGAAUUAUGGGUACCGAGUCGGAAUAUACUAAUCAGCACCAAAGUAACAAAAUAUACAAAUGUCAUUGUUAUGACGUAGCUACCUUAGUGACAAGAAAGUUGGUUCCGGGGCUCGGAGAAACAGCGCCCAACUUCCCGACUCCGUGCUGCUGCAGCUGCAGCGUAGCUCUAGCACGAAUUAUGGGUACCGAGUCGGAAUAUACUAAUCAGCACCAAAGUAACAAAAUAUACAAAUGUCAUUGUUAUGACGUAGCUACCUUAGUGACAAGAAAGUUGGUUCCGGGGCUCGGAGAAACAGCGCCCAACUUCCCGACUCCGUGCUGCUGCAGCUGCAGCGUAGCUCUACCACGAAUUAUGGGUACCGAGUCGGAAUAUACUAAUCAGCACCAAAGUAACAAAAUAUACAAAUGUCAUUGUUAUGACGUAGCUACCUUAGUGACAAGAAAGUUGGUUCCGGGGCUCGGAGAAACAGCGCCCAACUUCCCGACUCCGUGCUGCUGCAGCUGCAGCGUAGCUCUACCACGAAUUAUGGGUACCGAGUCGGAAUAUACUAAUCAGCACCAAAGUAACAAAAUAUACAAAUGUCAUUGUUAUGACGUAGCUACCUUAGUGACAAGAAAGUUGGUUCCGGGGCUCGGAGAAACAGCGCCCAACUUCCCGACUCCGUGCUGCUGCAGCUGCAGCGUAGCUCUACCACGAAUUAUGGGUACCGAGUCGGAAUAUACUAAUCAGCACCAAAGUAACAAAAUAUACAAAUGUCAUUGUUAUGACGUAGCUACCUUAGUGACAAGAAAGUUGGUUCCGGGGCUCGGAGAAACAGCGCCCAACUUCCCGACUCCGUGCUGCUGCAGCUGCAGCGUAGCUCUGACCACGAAGUCUGGGUACCGAGUCGGAAUAUACUAA
Molecule: messenger RNA, 1941 nt
Organism: Parnassius apollo (apollo)
Lineage: Eukaryota; Metazoa; Arthropoda; Insecta; Lepidoptera; Papilionidae
Source: the annotation of a GenBank genome assembly